Pomacea canaliculata is the source of this 1725-nucleotide messenger RNA. Its product is annotated as nicotinate-nucleotide pyrophosphorylase [carboxylating]-like. The record is from RefSeq and is a predicted model, not a curated record. Lineage: Eukaryota; Metazoa; Mollusca; Gastropoda; Architaenioglossa; Ampullariidae. The coding region runs from base 42 to 971 and encodes 309 amino acids. Gene Ontology annotation, biological process: quinolinate catabolic process; NAD+ biosynthetic process. The transcript is spliced from 3 exons. Gene Ontology annotation, cellular component: cytoplasm. Gene Ontology annotation, molecular function: nicotinate-nucleotide diphosphorylase (carboxylating) activity.
UGCGCAGAUACCGCGAAGUUUGCAGACGACACCUUGCUGCAAUGGCCAAACAGAACGGUGCCUUGCACAAAAUCUAUAAUCCAAAUGUAGCGCAUAUAUUAAAUCCCUCUACUCUCAAGCACCUGGCUCGAGAAUGGCUAAAAGAGGAUACACCAAGUUUCGACUUCGCUGGAUUUGUGGUAGGUGAGCGCGAAGAGACGGCAGUGAUCUUGAUCAAAAGCGCAGGUGUGCUUGCUGGUUGUCCAUUUGUCGAUGCCAUAUUUCAAGAACUUGACUGUCAGGUAACGUGGUUACAACAAGAAGGAAUUUGGAUUGAACCCACAAAAGUCGUCGCUAAGGUGACAGGAAAAGUUAGACAUUUGCUUCUAGGAGAACGGGUUGCAUUAAAUUGUUUAUGUAGAGCUAGUGGUAUCGCAACAUACGCACGAAAGCUGCUUGAGAUAGCAGAGAAAUGCAACUGGAAAGGAGAAAUUGCCGGUACUCGGAAGACAACUCCUGGGUUUCGCAUGGUGGAGAAGUAUGCUCUUCUUGUUGGGGGUGUGUCUACACAUCGCUAUGACUUGUCUUCGAUGAUAAUGCUGAAAGAUAACCACAUAUGGACUGCAGGCAGCGUUGCACAAGCUGUCAGAGAUGUGCGUAUUGUUGGAGGAUUUUCUACAAAGAUUGAAGUUGAAUGUCGCAGUGUUAAAGAGGCAGUAGAAGCUGUUGAAGCAGGCAGUGAUGUCAUCAUGCUGGAUAACUUUUCACCUGAGGCUUUAAGCAAGGGAGCAUCAGAGUUGAAAAAACAGUUUCCCCAUGUGAUCAUUGAGGCCAGUGGUGGGAUUACAGAAGACAACCUUGUGCAAUACUGCAUCUUGGAUGUGGAUGUUAUUUCAAUUAGCCGGCUUGUCCAGGGCUACUCUAUUGUGGAUCUUUCCAUGAAAAUACAGAAGCCUGGCAAAGAUCCCGAAAAUCCUACUGUUGUGUUAUAACCACAUCUACAUGCAAUCUUUUAUCAUAAAUUGUGUGUUUUUAUUCAUAGUUUUUAUCAAAUACUCGCCAGUUCUAGUGGCUGGGUAAAUGGAAUUUUAAAACAAUAUUAUGGUCCUUUCUGUUACAGCAGAAAAGACCUUAUAAUGGGUUAGAAAAACUAUUAAUUUUGGCCAGUUUGUUCCUCCAAAAGCAUGUUGUCAUAAACAGAAUGCCUUUACACAUUUUGCUUUAGCCAGAUUUGAGAAAAUAUAUAUUCAGUUUGUUUUCUUCUAAACUUUUAUUUCACAUUGGACACUUCCUUUCAAAACUAAUUUAACUGUUUAGCGAUUAUAUUAUUAGGAAAAACCAUUAUUUCACAAAAUAAAAAAUAUAUAUAUUUAGUGUAGUUCUUUUCUUGGUAAUAGCUAGGUUUUAUAUGCCUUUUUUACAAGUAACGUUUGAACCACAUCUGUGAUUGUCAAAUCAUUUGUCAAACAUUCGAUAAGUCAGGGUUUUCAUCUGUUAUUUUAUGGCUUUUAAAAAUCAUGUAUGAAGGGCCACCUUUAUGGAUGCUUCAAGUGGUUCAUUUUCCAUACAAAUAAUGCAAGUAGCUCCCCUCCACCUCCACCAUACACAGACACACGCUCUCUCUCCUUGCUGAAGUAAGAUAACAUAAGUAUAUAUUUUGGAUGAACCAUGUGACAUACUUUUCAGUAGACAUUUUUUCAGUAUUUUAAUAUAAAAUAAUAUAAUAAAUAUCUAUUCAGGUGACAA